Molecule: messenger RNA, 2667 nt
Organism: Saccostrea echinata
Lineage: Eukaryota; Metazoa; Mollusca; Bivalvia; Ostreida; Ostreidae
Product: disabled homolog 1-like
Exons: 11
Coding region: 173-2605 (810 amino acids)
Source: RefSeq, a predicted model, not a curated record
GUUUUGCUUGACUGAGGAGAAGAAGUCAAUGAAAUGACGAUUUAAUUCUCUUUAAAUAUUGCAUACAUAUUGAAAAAUUAUACAUAAUGUGCUGACAUCUUGCUAUUUUCUCCAUCACUGAUUGAACACCACUGAAAGACUUUACCAUAAAGGCAGUAUAUACAUCACCAGAAUGUCCGAAGAAACCACAUCCACUCCAGAAACCUCAGUAUCAGAACCAACAGCAACCACCACCACCACUCCUCCUGCAGACAGCACCCCACAACAAAGGAGGGCUGUCAAAAAACCUCCUGUAGAUCCUAGGAAUGACCCAUUCAGAUUUAAGGGUGAGGGUGUGGUGUACAAUGCCAAACUGAUAGGAGUGAGUGACGUCGCCGAUGCCAGAGGGGACAGGAUGUGUCAGGAAACCAUUCUGGCCCAGAAAAUGGCUGUAAAGGCUGCUGGUCAGCACAAACAGAGAAUUAUAAUUAACAUUUCAGAGGAGGGGAUCAAACUCAUUGACCUUAGAACAGCUACAUUAUUGCACCAUCAUCCUGUUCAUAAGAUCUCCUUCAUUUCACGGGACGUGAGUGACAGACGAGCAUUUGGAUAUAUAUACGGGACUGAGGAUAGAACUCAUAAAUUCUUUGGAAUCAAAACAGAAAAAGCGGCAGAAAAUGUGGUAUUGACUCUGAGAGACCUCUUCCAAGUGGUGUAUGAAAACAAGAAAAAAGAGAUGGAGGUGGCUAAACAGCAACAGACAGAUGACAAACCAAAAGAAGAAGCACCAAAGAAUGUUGUACAACUUGGUGGUGAUUUAACCACAGAGUCCUCAACAGAUGAUGAACCAGACUCAAAGGUUCCGCCUAACAAUGCUCCCGUGGAAAAAGAACCCACAGAUUUGUCUGCUCUGCAGACAGAGUUAGUCAGCAUUGCACAGGGAAUAAAACAAAUAGACAAGAUGGAGUCAUUAUUUGAUGAUAUUCAGACACCGCCCGCUCCUGCUGCCACAUCUUCUGAUCCAUGGGGAACGUCAGCAGCUCCAGCUGAACAAACCAAUCAGAGCAAGUCUGCCAGUUCUGACCUUGAUGAACUUAAUCUCUUCAGCAGUGAACCUGCCCCAGCUAAGAAGAAAGAUGAUAUCAUGAGUCUGUUUGGUCCAAGUGCUCAGGGUUUUGGCAGUCCUCAGCCAGGAUUUGGUGGUCCUCAGCAAGGGUUUGGUGGCCCGCAGCAAGGAUUUGGUGGUCCUCAACAAGGGUUUGGUGCUCCUCAACAAGGUUUUGGUGGCAAUCAACAACAGCAAGGUUUUGGAGCAUUUGGACAGCCAGCAACACCAUUUCCACCAACCAGCCAGGCAAACCCAUUUGCUGCUCAGCAAGGGGGAGGAUUUGGUGGACUUGCUCCACCACCAGUUCCACAAAGGCAACAACAACCAAUGAGCAGUCCAUGGGGAGGACAACAACAGCCACAUGUAUCUCAGCAGCAGAACUUCUCCUUGUUUGACGAACCUGUUCUAGCUCCAACCAAGGUGGAAGAUCCAUUUGCCGCUCCAGUAACAACUGCCUCUCAACCAAAGGAUGCAUUCGCUGACCUAUGUAGCAUUGGAUCUACAACGACAAAUAAGACUCCAAAAGACUUAUUUGCAGAGCGUAAUGCUCCUCCAAAAAAAUCUAUCAAUGAGAUGAUGCAAAAACCCACUCCAAAUCCUCAGCAGGCAAGUGAUCCAUUUGGCAAUGUUGAGGACUCAAGUCUUCCAGCUGCUGAAUUCUCCCCAUUCACUAGUAAAUUGUCUGACCCAUUUGAUACAUCUUUCCUCAAGUCUUCCCCUGCUUUACACAUACAGACCACUAGUGCUUCAAAUGUGUCUGCUUUUAGCAAAAGUACAGAGGAACUGACUCUGAAUCAGAAUUACUUUGAUAAUUCUGAUGACUUUGAUUUACCUUCUCCACAAGGACCUCCCCCUCCCUUACCAAAUGACCCCCCUCCUCCUGCUCCCCCACCCAGACCAAUUUCUUCUCAUACAGGAAAUCAGCUUCCCUCCCUGCCUGUUCCUCCACCAAGAAACUCAGAAAACGUGCCAAAAACCGUGUCGCUUUCAUCCAAUUCACAAAUCAUGAAUGGUAAUACUCCAGUUCCACGACCAAGACCAAGGUCACAUGUCGCAUCAUCUAUGCCAACUCCACUCCCCAGAAAUAAUGCGUCCCCACAGGAAGCACCACCAAAAGAACAAAGCACCAAAGAUUCACACUCGGAUUCUUUCAGCAGCUUCACAAUUGAGGAUCCCUUUACAACAAAUGACCCCUUUGCAGACACAGAUCCUUUCAAUUCAGAUGGAUUUGGGUCUUCUGCUUUUGACAUUUUGAAUUGUAGUGACCCUUUUGCAUCAUUUUCUAGUCCAGUUAAACACAAUUUAACCACUAAAAAUGGAGACUUUGUAAGUGAUGCAAGAAAUGAUCCCUUUUCAGCAUUUGAUAGCUCAUUUGGAGACUCGUUUAAUUGUAAGAGUGGUAGUUUAAAGAAAAAGAGUCAUCGAAAAUCUAGCGGUGGUAAAAAUAUGCCUGUGUCCGACCCCAAUGAUCCCUUUGGACUUUUGGUCGCAUCAAAACCAGUCCAGAAUGGUUCGUAAAAGGGUUUUAAACUUGAUUUUGUGCAGGAGCCAGUGUAUGCUACUGUUAACAAGAUAAAGUA